Messenger RNA from Diuraphis noxia (Russian wheat aphid), 2820 nucleotides. RefSeq lists its product as uncharacterized. Lineage: Eukaryota; Metazoa; Arthropoda; Insecta; Hemiptera; Aphididae. The record is from RefSeq and is a predicted model, not a curated record.
AUGCCAGAUCUGAAUCAAUCCGUCAAAAAGUUUACCGGGCGCGAAAAUGUUGUAGAAGCGACUGACUGGUUAGAUACCGUCGAAGGCCUUGCUAAUCUGAACAAUUGGCCUUGGAAUUUUCGUCUUCAAUUCAUAAGAGCGAAUAUGACUGGUGCCGCGCGGUCUUGGAUGGGAGGUGAGGAAUUUACAGAUUGGACUGAUUUUAACCAAAAAUUCCGCCGAAUAUUUGUACGUCAAACGUCAGUUUCCGACCGUUGGGACUUGAUGAAGACACGCGUCCAAAACAGAGAUGAACCGAUUUUGGAAUUCUAUUUAGAUAAGGUAAGAUUAUGCAAAGACUUAUCGCUACCUUUUACGGAAAUAAGAGACCACGUACUGCAGUCACUUUACUCCAGAGAUCUAGCUUUAUAUGCUCUAGGCAGAACACAUAUAGACUCAAUAGAACUACUAGCAGAUCUACAAGACUGGCAACGGUUGACUGACCUCCGAAACGCUCGAUUUGCAGUUGGUAAUUCACAGUCAGCUGGCCGUUUUAAAACAAAAAUAGACCGUGUCCAGACCAAUGAAGAGAAGAAGGCAAGUGAUCCAAAGGUGGACAGCGCCACAACUAUAUUACAACCCAAGACAAGCUCAGAACAACCAGGGCGACCGUCUGGUAAUCCUGUGCGUACAGGGAUCAAGUGCUACAAUUGUAACGGGUUAAGACACAUGAGCCUGGACUGUUUGAAACCAAGGCGCCCAAUGAAGUGUAGCAAUUGUCAUGCAGAUGACCACACACGAGGAAAGUGUCCCCAAUCCGAGGCACCACCAGUACAAGGAUACCUGGUAUCUAAACAAAGGGAAGUAUUACCACAUAACACUUAUGUUAAGCUGGCAUACAUUAAUGAUAAACAAUUUCAGACAAUGAUUGACACAGGAUGUUCGGUGACUCUGAUCCGUUCCAGCGCUGCUGUCAUGAGUGGAGCCAAAUUGGAAUCAAACGUGAAACCACUGUUUGUCGUGGGUGAUAUGGAGAUACCUAGCAUGGAAACCCUUGGAAGCAUGGUAGCUGAUAUCACAAUAGGACAAGUCACCACUACUGAUAAUCAAAUUUGUAUUGUACCAGACAAGGCUAUACCAACCGACUUGCUAAUUGGGAGGAACUGGUUAGACUUACCGGCCGUAAACUACUAUAAGUUCAAUAAUGAAUUGAUUAUAGCCCCUAUGACAAUGGACUUGGGACAGAUUAGUGAGCUACCUCGUUGUGAGUAUGAUACCUGUGCUGAUGAUGUUAAUGCCUGCUUAGUCUCGGAUUGGCGUGCAGACCAGAUCUUGAAAGAAGACCGCCAAGAGUGUACCCAGUCAGUCUACAGAAGUGCAAGUCCUUACGAACCUAUAACAAUAUCUGAAGUGAAGGUUGGUGAAGAGCUCAACGAAUAUGAACGACAACAGAUUAUCCAGACAAUCAACGAAUACCGUGAUGUCUUUGCAAAGAACUUGGGCGAACUAGGAUGUACCGAUGUGUUGCAAAUGGACAUACCAGAAUGUCCAGGUAGUGUGCCUGUUCAGUCUAAACCGUACCGUACGACCAUAGCAGAAAGAAAGAUCAUUGCUGAUACCUUGCAAAAGUGGCGCGAUAAUAAAAUUAUUAGCAAUUUGAGUUCUUCUUAUGCAAGCCUAGUGUUACUAGUAAAUAAGUUGAACGGUGGAAAAAGGCUGUGUAUUGAUUAUAGGAAACUGAAUAGACAGACAAUUUGUCGCCCAUACCCAAUGCCGGAUAUUGACCGCCAACUCAGUGUGCUAUCUGAAGGUAAUAUAUUCACCGCCUUAGAUCUUUCUAAUGGAUUUCUGCAAAUCCCACUUUCGGAAGAGGCUAAGGAUAAGACCGCCUUUGUGACCGAAGAUGAAACGGCAAGAUUUGAACGUAUGCCUUUUGGAUUAUGUGGAGCUCCAGGGGAAUUCCAAAAACUUAUGAACUUGGUCUUCAGAGAACUAAUGAACAAAAAUAUAGUGGGCCUUUAUCUUGACGAUAUAAUACUACCAGCAUUAGAUUGCAAGGAUUUGUUAAUUAAACUAUGCAUGGUGUUCGAAGUUCUACGAAAGGCAAAACUCACAUUAAAACCCUCUAAGUGUAUCUUUGGGGCGCAAGAAUUAGAUUAUUUGGGAUUCAGGAUUUCUAAGGGCAAGGUCCAACCCGGGCGAAAGGUGUCUGCCAUCACAGAAUACCCAACACCUAAAAACGUACAYGAAGUUAGACAAUUUUUAGGGUUGGCUGGUUUCUUUAGACGAUUCAUUCAAAACUAUGCUGUGUUGACAAGACCAAUUACCUCAUUGACUCGAAAGGAAGUUAAGUUCGAAUGGAAUAUAGAACAACAACAAGCAUUUGAGUUACUUAAACAGAAGUUGAGUGAAGGUCCAGUCCUACGUAUGUACUCGCCGACUGCUAAGAUUACCGUGAUCCAUACUGAUGCCAGCGCACAAGGUUUGGCAGGAAUGAUGUUACAGGGGAGUCAACAUCGAACUUGCAUAUGGUACUGUCAAGCCUUGGUAUAUCUUAACAUUCACAAGAAUACUAAACCGCAAGUAGCUAGGUGGUUUGAUACACUACAUGAGUUUGACUUCGAAAUCAAGUAUAGACCUGGAAGUCAAAUGGCACAUGUUGAUGCUCUGUCCAGAACCACGGAAGGGGCUGGAGCGACUAGUGAACCAAUGGACACGAUUUUUGAAGGCAGAUACGAGGUAUGUCUCACAGUCAAUCAGAUUGAUAGAAUCGRGUUCAUGCAACAGGGUGAUGCAACUGUUACUAAACUGGGAAAAUUACUAAAUGAGUCAACACCAUAA